Messenger RNA from Saccharomyces cerevisiae S288C, 1701 nucleotides. It is a transcript of the gene VPS36, whose product is annotated as ESCRT-II subunit protein VPS36. Gene Ontology annotation, cellular component: endosome membrane; ESCRT II complex; cytoplasm. The transcript has a single exon. Lineage: Eukaryota; Fungi; Ascomycota; Saccharomycetes; Saccharomycetales; Saccharomycetaceae. The record is from RefSeq and is marked reviewed. Gene Ontology annotation, biological process: endosome transport via multivesicular body sorting pathway. Gene Ontology annotation, molecular function: phosphatidylinositol-3-phosphate binding; ubiquitin binding. Bases 1 to 1701 code for a protein of 566 amino acids.
AUGGAGUACUGGCAUUAUGUGGAAACUACGUCAUCGGGCCAACCUCUUCUUCGAGAAGGUGAAAAAGAUAUCUUUAUCGAUCAGUCCGUAGGUCUUUACCAUGGCAAAUCUAAGAUUCUACAGCGACAGAGGGGCAGAAUCUUUUUAACGUCACAAAGAAUUAUCUACAUCGACGAUGCAAAGCCCACUCAGAACUCGCUUGGGUUGGAAUUGGACGAUCUAGCGUAUGUAAACUAUUCAUCUGGCUUCUUGACCAGAUCACCUCGUCUGAUCCUGUUUUUCAAGGACCCCUCCAGUAAGGAUGAACUUGGUAAAAGUGCGGAAACAGCAAGUGCCGACGUUGUUUCGACGUGGGUCUGCCCCAUCUGUAUGGUUUCGAACGAAACGCAGGGGGAAUUCACUAAAGACACUCUACCUACACCCAUUUGUAUCAAUUGCGGUGUGCCAGCGGACUAUGAGCUCACCAAGUCGUCUAUAAAUUGUUCUAAUGCAAUCGACCCGAACGCCAACCCACAGAAUCAGUUCGGAGUGAACUCUGAGAACAUUUGCCCCGCCUGUACUUUUGCUAAUCAUCCUCAAAUAGGAAAUUGCGAGAUUUGCGGCCACAGAUUGCCUAAUGCAUCCAAAGUACGAUCAAAGCUGAACAGGCUAAACUUUCAUGAUUCUAGGGUCCAUAUUGAGCUAGAAAAAAAUUCACUGGCUAGAAACAAGAGCUCGCACUCGGCAUUAUCGUCCUCGUCCUCGACAGGAUCAUCGACAGAAUUCGUGCAAUUGAGUUUCCGCAAAUCUGAUGGCGUAUUGUUUUCACAAGCUACAGAGAGGGCUUUGGAGAAUAUACUCACUGAAAAGAAUAAGCAUAUUUUCAAUCAGAAUGUGGUUUCUGUAAAUGGUGUAGACAUGAGGAAAGGGGCUAGUUCUCACGAAUACAACAAUGAGGUGCCAUUUAUUGAGACUAAAUUGAGCAGAAUUGGCAUAUCAAGCUUGGAAAAAUCUAGAGAAAACCAGCUUUUGAACAAUGACAUUCUCUUUAACAAUGCGUUGACCGACCUAAACAAGCUAAUGUCGCUGGCUACCAGCAUCGAAAGACUAUACAAAAAUAGCAACAUAACGAUGAAAACCAAGACAUUGAACUUACAGGAUGAAUCAACCGUGAAUGAACCGAAAACGAGAAGACCGCUAUUGAUACUUGAUAGAGAGAAGUUCCUAAAUAAAGAGCUGUUCUUGGAUGAGAUUGCGAGAGAAAUUUACGAGUUCACGUUGUCCGAGUUUAAAGAUUUGAACAGUGAUACCAACUAUAUGAUCAUAACUCUGGUAGAUCUAUAUGCAAUGUACAACAAAUCUAUGCGUAUAGGUACAGGCCUGAUAUCUCCCAUGGAAAUGAGAGAAGCAUGCGAAAGAUUCGAGCAUUUAGGUCUAAAUGAAUUGAAGUUAGUGAAAGUUAACAAAAGAAUAUUAUGUGUAACGAGCGAAAAAUUCGACGUUGUAAAAGAAAAGCUAGUAGAUCUGAUCGGUGAUAAUCCUGGUUCUGAUCUCCUAAGAUUGACACAGAUUUUGAGUUCCAAUAAUUCAAAAUCAAACUGGACGCUAGGUAUCCUUAUGGAGGUAUUACAAAAUUGUGUCGAUGAAGGCGAUUUACUGAUAGACAAGCAACUGAGUGGGAUUUACUACUAUAAAAACUCUUAUUGGCCCUCGCAUAUAUAA